Molecule: messenger RNA, 14949 nt
Organism: Brassica napus (rape)
Lineage: Eukaryota; Viridiplantae; Streptophyta; Magnoliopsida; Brassicales; Brassicaceae
Product: ATP-dependent DNA helicase PIF1-like
Exons: 8
Coding region: 8171-9826 (551 amino acids)
Biological process (GO): telomere maintenance; DNA repair
Molecular function (GO): DNA helicase activity
Source: RefSeq, a predicted model, not a curated record
UUAAAUAGUCUUCUGUGGUAUCUAUUAACUUCCAUAAACAAAACAUUUCAAUAUAUUUUAACUUUAAAAUUUCCUAUUAGUUUUAUCAAGCAUAUAUUUUGUGUAAUAUCGCAUUUAUGCGGAAAAAAAUGAAACUUAUAUAAAUAUGGAAGAUGGGAUUGCUUCAACGAUAUCGUGUUCUCUCUAAUUCUUAAGCUCUAAUUUUCUGUGACUAUCGAUUCUAAUGGCAGGUUUGGACUUUGUUAGCGAUUUGAAGCCGUUCAAGUCGAUGUGGAAAAUUCGUGUUAAGGUGAUUCGUCUUUGGAAGCAAUAUACUUGUGUUCUGGGAGAAACAAUGGAAAUGGUGUUAGCUGAUUCAAAAGUAAGCACGCUGUUGACAACAUAUAUAUUUGAUCAUUUUGAAACUCUUCUUAUGUUGCUAAUUUAUCUUGCAGGGCGAUAUGAUCCAUGCUACUGUGAAGAAAGAAUUGGUCAGCCAGUUCGUGACCUUAAUCAGUCAAGGUGAAUCGAAGUUGAUGGUGAAUUUCAUCGUCACAAUGGCUGCUGGAUCUUAUCGCCCCACAAAGCACCCUUACCGAAUUGUGUUCCUCCCGACGACUCGACUAAGAAUGUGUGAUGCUUUGCCUUCAAACUUGACUGGUUUAGACCCGGUCAAGUUUGAGUCUAUUAAGGAUGGUAGUCAGAACACGGACUACUUGGUUGAUGUUAUCGGACAGAUUGUUGAGGUUUCCCAUGUGGAAGUUGUUUCUGUGAAUGGAAAAGAUACCCAGAAGCUGUCACUGGAAUUAAGGAACCAGGAUGAUGAUCGUCUGCCGAUGGUGCUAUGGGGUAAAUUUGCGACAGAUGUCAAUGAUGCUAUCCAGCUAAGAGGUGAACAUAAGAUCAUCGUAGUGUUGCGUUUCGGCAAAAUAAAAGUCUGGAAAGAUGAACGUUCCAUCUCGAAUGCAUACAAUGUUUCCGAUGUUGCUUUGAAUCCUAAUUUGGAGGAGGUUCAGGCGUUUAUUGAAUUGUAAGUAUAAAUUUGCAAAUCCAGAUUCCCAUCAUGUUCGUCUAAAAUCGAAAAUCAUAGAGUUUGUACUAUCAAUAUGGAAAGAGGAGUGAAAUGUUUAUAUAAUGAUGUAGGUUACCUAAGGAUGAUAUGGCCUUGGCCAUUGUUGACCCUAAGCCUCUUGCAUUAACUAAUGGUGUUUCUGACAAGGAUGAUUUCUUUAUCCAUACCCCACGGAAAAGCAUUGCUGAUGUGAAGGCUUCAAGACAGGUACGCAUUUUUUUAGAUAUUGGAUAUCUUUACACUUUAGAAAACCACCGUUUAUGAAAUCAUAUCGUUUAUGUAUCAGGUGGAGAAGUGCGUUGUUAUGUGCACUAUUGCCGGGAUUGAUUCAGACAUGGGGUGGUUCUAUCUGAGCUGCAAGGUGUGUUCAAAGAAAGUGCUCACAGUGCCCAGCGAGUCUGAGGAUGAUGGACUCGAUUUGUUCAAGCACAAUUACUUUUGUGUGAAAUGCAAUCAGCACGACCCCCGACUUAUUCCUAGGUUACUAAUAUGAAAUUUUGAAUAUUAUACUUGAUUUAUUUAUUUGAAUUACUUUAGUUUUAAGUAAGUUAAACUUUUAUGUUCCAGGUAUAAGUUGCAUGUGGUUGUACUCGAUCAUACAAGUGACACUAAGUUCCUACUGUUUGAUAACCUAGCACUUCAGCUCUUACAUCAGCCUUGCAUUGAGCUGACUGGACCCAUAACCGAUGAGGAGGUUCAAGAACCGUAUCUUUUGCCGGCUGCUAUCAACAAUUUGGUUGGUAAAACCUUUCUCUUCAAGAUACAGAUCGAGCGGGAAAACUAUCUGUACAAGCAUGAAACUUACAAGGUGUUGAAGAUUAUCACUAACACUGAUAUGAUUUCUCAGUUUGACCUGACUCAAUCCCCAACGGGAAGUGAAACUUUCAAAGCUAUUGAUAACAGUAUUGUUUCUGAUGCACCAGAGGGUUCGAUGAUGUUGCGUGGCUGUUCAUCUCAGCAGUCUGACUCAACGAGUCUAACUCCAGCUAAAAGAAUUGGGGCACCGGUUAUCAAUCUGGAUGAAACAUUUGACCAGACUUCUGUUACGCGCACUAAUUGUCCAGUGAAGAUCAAGAAGGAGAAGAAAGAUAAAAGUGGCUAAAGCGGUUUAUUUGAAUUUUAAGAGAGUAGAGGUUUUGUUUUCUUCAAGAACUUGCAUGUUUUUCAGAUUUUUUUUGGGUUUUCUGUUUUGCUUCACUUUGUUUCAUUUUUAGUAACUGGGAUUUUUUUCCCAGCUUGCGUGUUGUCUACCUUUAUUUAAUAUAUGUACCCUCUACUCUCAUUUUAAUUAUGUUUCAACCUCUUUUUAUGUUUUUCUACAUAUGCAACUAAUAUUCCUUCCGUGAGUAGUUUGAUUUUGAUCAAACUUAAAGUUUCAAAUAACACAGCAUAAACUCGGUUGCUUUGAGAGUUGAGAAAAUUAAAUUUUGUUACCUUGCAAACUUGGAUUCGUGUAUAAUUUCUAUAUAUUUUGUCAGAAGUCUAGAUUCUCCUUAUUUAUUACUAACAUAGUUUCUAAUAUAAAUCAAGGAUGGUGAAUUCAUGCUAAGGGUAUUUUUUUUUAAAUUUAGUAGAUUGUUCAACCUUCUAGGAUAUUAUACCCUUAUUACAAACUGUGAAUUUAAAGUUAUAAACUGUAAAUAAAAUUUGAGAUAAAUGUUCUGUGUCUUACCUUUUCGCGAGAUAUGAACAAUGAGUUAUCUGUUCUCUCAUAUAAUCAGUUGGAACGUUCCAUGGACUAUAUAGUCUUCCUGACAUUUUUAAUAUCAAGCACAUGAUUAAGUUUUAUUUAUUACAAUUGUGUACGAUUUUUUUGCAAUACAGUUAUAAUAUUUGGUGAAAAUUCAUUAUGUUAAAAUCAUAUUACCUUUGAGUUCAUUUAAUUAGCAAGGGAUUAAUGUCAUCUGGAAGGAACAAUGAAUUAUGUUAAACUCAUAUUACCUUAUCAGCUAUAUUAAACUCAUAAGGUAGAGAACUGCGGAUAAUUUAGAAGAAUUAGUCUUACACUCAAAGACAUUUAAUGUGUCCAUCAGAGUGAAAUAAGGAUUCAAAGCAAUCAAAUAUUCUAUGUGAUUUUUUUCCCAAAUCUGUACUAGAGUGCGCAUAAUUAGUAAAUAAAUUGUACGUAAUAAAGGAGGCUAUCGAAAUUGAUGAACAAAACUAAAUAUGUGGAAGAAGUCCAUAGAACUGUAAUGCAGCAUUUCACCUAAGAACAUUUGAGAUGAAUAAGAACAGUCGACCCCCAAGAAAAAGAGAACACAGUACAGAUGAACGUCAAGUAUCAAAAAAGCAGAGACAAGGUUCUCUAUCUUACUUUUAAUACAAACUAAUCUGUUAUCAUGGUUAAAAUCCUAUUUACAUGUCUAACUUAUUUUGAUCAACAUUCAUCUUCUUAAACGGUAUGGAAGAGAGCAAGAUGAAUGUAAACACAGUGAUUCCGGUCUGUAAUACUCAGGGUGCUAUUUUAGCUGACAUUACAAAUGUCGUGGCUAACGACGCCAAAAACGCCAGAACUGAAAGGAGAUUACGAUUGCAACAAAAGCGUAAAUUUCCAUUCGCAGAUGACACUCCUACUGUUAAUCCUAUGGUGGGGCAAUCAGAUUCAACCGUUCAAGUUUUUGUCAAACCAAUAGGUAUAGAACCGAAACGUAUUGGUAUCAAUACGGGAAAACCAAGCCAAGGUAACUUUAAAAUGCAAGAGUUUGAAACUCUUCUUAUGUUGCUAAUUGUCCAUGCCUGCUUAUUGUCCUAUUGUUCUAUGCAAGUUGACAUUCGAUUGAGUUCAGUCCCGAAGACAUCAUUUCGUAUGAGAAACAAGUGUCCUAAGCUCAGCGGAGAAAGUUCCCACACACAACAAACCCAAGGUAGUUUACAAACUACUUGAGUUUUCAAUGUCUAUAUUAGAUUCAAUACUAACACUUAUAUAAUACAGAUGAAAAUUCAAUGAUGUUUCAAAGAGUUUCCAACCAAUCAGGAUGUCAAAUCAUAGGAACAGCAUCCAGUUCUGUUUUCAACCCAACACAACAAAGCCAAGGUUAUUUACGUUAUACUCGAGUUUUCACUGUCUAUGGAAAAUUACAAUACUAACACUUAUAUAAUUAUGAAUUUGGAAGUGGCAAUUGGAAAGGAUUCAACACCUGAGUCAACACCUUAUAGGAUAACGAAGAAGUUUCCUAACCAGUGUGAUAGAAGUCAGACUCCUGGCCAAAGCAAUGCUAAAAUUAACUUUGGCUCGCAACAAACACCAAAGAAAGUUGCUCCACGAUCUAGGUCUACUCCUAUGUCAACGGUAUCAGGCAUUACCUCUUCUACUACUCAUGGUCAUACUAAAAAGAAGAUGAUUCCAGGUGCGCCUGAUAUGCCCAUCUCGAUAGACUCGGAUUCUUCAGGUAAACGGUUUUGUAAAUAUAUCAAAUAUCGGUUUAGUUUAUAUAGAAGUACUACAUACAGCUCAAAGUGAUUUACAAUUUCAAAGGAACAAAACACGUUUAAUACUUGGUGAUAUACAUUUUAUGGCUAUAAUUUGGCUUCAGAUUGUGGUGAUGAUACGAGUGAUUCGAACUUCAAUGAAGGGGAGGUCAAUCAUUCAGGUAUUUACGUGCCAGUAGCAGAAAAUACUGAUGAGCCGAUAGAUUCCGAUUCCUCAGGUAACAUGUCAAACCAAGUUGUUUACUAUUGAAGUAUUUUUAUAAAAAAGAAAUAAUAAAGGUAAAAAUUUCUAGCCUUAUUUGACUUUUCCCAUGACCAAUAAUUGCCAAAUGACAGAAAGUGGUGAUGAUAUUUGGGAUUGUUCAAGCAAUGAAGGUGCUGUGUUUCAAUCUGACUCUGAAGAUGAUGUAGAUGAUCGAACUGAAUCAUUAAGACGUUAUCAAUACACUACACUGGUGUAUGAGUCCUUAACAAAGAUAUUUGGUGGUUUACAAAACCAAUGUCAAAAACAGCAACCCUUGACCGCAGUUAUUAAUAAAAAAGAGGAAGGUAAGUUGAGUCAGCCGUGGAGAAAUCCGUAGACAUGUUGUAUUAAAACUAUUUGGUAACAAUACAAUUCAAAUUUGACAAGUUUUUCUCUUGGGAAAAUUUUCAGACUACAAGGAUGAUGGAGAUAUGACAUAUGAAUGUCCUAAAUGUGGAGCUUUAUUUUGGUACAAUGAGAGAGUUAGUAAGUCGAGGAAUCCUAAAAUUCCGGUUUUCACCAUGUGUUGUUUGAGAGGGAAAAUCAAGCUACCUACUCUUAAGGAACCACCAUCAUAUCUUAUGGAUCUUCUAACCAAGGAUGACAGUAUCAGUAAGCAUUUUCGUGAUAAUAUACGACCCAUAAAUAUGAUGUUUUCUUUUACAUCUCUGGGUGGUAAGAUUGAUAACUCUGUGAAUGAGGGUCAAGGUCCUAGAGUGUUUAAACUUCAUGGAGAGAAUUAUCAUAUGAUUGGCAGCGUGAAGCCUAAAGGAAUGGACCCUGCGAAGUUUUCCCAGCUUUAUAUUCAUGAUACUGAGAAUGAAGUCCAGAACCGUCUCUCUGCAUUAAGGUAUUUAUUUUUAGUUGUGUUAUCUAGAAACAUCAAUAUAUAUCACUCUUCAGUUUUUAUUAACCUUAUGGAAAAAUACUUCUUAUGAUGGCAGUGGGAAUUCAGGAAAAAAUAAAAUUCGAGAGGAAUUGGUUGAGGGUAUAAUGGAGAUGUUAAGGAUAUCUAAUGUGCAUGUGAAAACCUUCAGGAAUGUUAAAGACAGAUUUAAUGACGAAGACGCCUCAGAAGAGUUAUCAUUAGUCUUGAUUAACACUCGACUUAAAGAUGGUCGUGUUUACAAUCUACCAACUUCAUCUGAAGUUGCGGCUCUGGUAGUUGGAGAUUUUCAGGAAAACAUGGACAAGAGAGAUAUCAUUCUGGAAAAGAAUAAUGGUAAAUUAAAGAGGAUCAACGAGCUGCAUCCAUGCUACCUCCCAUUACAAUAUCCUCUGCUUUUUCCAUAUGGAGAAGAUGGAUUCCGGUUGGGCAUCAAAAAUGGUUUUACAGGCAUCAACCAAAAGAAGAAACCGAAUAUCAGUAUGAGGGAGUAUUUUUCCUAUCGAAUUCAAGUUCGUAACACUGGUUCUCAGGUCCUACUUCUCUCUAGACGUUUACUACAACAAUUCUUGGUGGAUGCUUACACAAUGAUUGAAGCUCAUCGUCUCCGGUACAUUCGCAAGAACCAGUCAAAUCUGAGGACUGUGAAGUUUAGUAAAUUCGUGGAUGCUGCGAAUAAUGGGAAUUCUACUGUUUCUAUUGAAGGCAACCGUAUUAUCAUCCCCUCAUCCUUCACUGGCGGACCAAGGUAUAUGCAUCAAAUGUACUUGGAUGCAAUGUCUAUAUGCAAAUACUUUGGAUAUCCGGAUCUAUUUAUUACAUUCACUUGUAAUCCAAAAUGGCCGGAGCUUUCAAGGUAUUUACAUAAAUUCAACUUAAGAGCCGAGGACAGACCUGAGCUAUGUUGUAGGCUAUUCAAAAUUAAGCUCGAUAAGUUGAUGGAGGAUCUAACCAAGAAACAUAUACUCGGUAAAACAGUUUCAGGUAUGUCUGACCUAUUUUACAUGUCUAAUUAAAAUUGACAAAACUCAUAUGUUUCUUAUAUGUAAUCUUUUUUUAAUCUCACUAAUGCACAUGUUGUCAAUUACUGUUUGCAGCCAUUUAUACGGUUGAGUUUCAAAAAAGAGGUCUUCCACAUGCUCAUAUUUUGUUGUUUAUGGACUCACAACAUAAAUUGCCUAAUGCUGAAGACAUUGAUCGUAUCAUAUCGGCGGAAAUUCCAGAUAGGUUUGAAGAACCCAAGUUGUAUGAAGUGGUGAAGGACAUGAUGAUUCAUGGCCCUUGUGGGGUUGUUAAUAGAGGUUCUCCAUGUAUGAAGGAUGGGAAAUGUUCUAAGUUUUUCCCUAGAAGGCAUGUUGAGAAAACUACAGUUGAUGCACAAGGUUAUCCUGUAUACCAAAGGCGAGACAAUGGUAACUUCAUUGAGAAGAAAGGGAUUCAAUGUGAUAACCGUUUUGUUGUCCCCUAUAAUAAAAAGCUACUGCUUGGAUAUAAUGCACACAUCAAUGUUGAAUGGUGCAACCAGUCACGUUCAAUUAAGUACUUAUUUAAGUAUAUAAACAAAGGCCAAGACCGUGUCACUGGUACUGUUACUGCAAAAAAGAACUUUGAGACUUCAGGAGCAGAAACAAAUCAAAUACCAGCUCCACCAAAUGGAGUGGACAUUACUGGGGCAAUUGCUGUAGAACCAGAAGUUGAUGAGAUUAAAAAAUAUUUCGAUGCAAGGUAUGCUUUUCCUGCUAUAGUUUUAAAAUCGAGCUUAAUAUAUUAUACUGAAUUUCAUUUUAUGUAUGUUAUAUGUUAUGCAGAUAUAUAUCGGCCUGUGAAUCAACUUGGAGAAUUUUUGGUUUCCCAACUCAAUAUAGAUCCACACCAGUGGAGAAGCUAACCUUUCAUCUAGAAGGAGAGCAACCUGUUAUUUACAAAGACGGUGACACAGUGGAGAGUGUGUUGGGUCGAGUGCACUUAUCUAAGACAAUGUUCCUUGCUUGGUUCGACUGUUGUGAAAUCUACCCUGAAGCAAGAGAGAUAACGUACCCAGAACUUCCUACUAGAUUCGUUUACGAUGCAAAGCUGAAAGUCUGGAAUCCUAGAAAAAGAGGUUUUGCUAUUGGUAGACUGGAAUCGGUUUCGCCUUUAUCCGGACAACGAUAUUAUUUACGAGUCUUGCUUAACAAGGUUAAGGGUCCGCGUUGCUAUGACGACAUUAAGACUGUCAAAGGGAUUGUUCAACCGAGUUUCGAGGAAGCCUGUUAUGAACUUGGUCUCCUAGAUGAUGAUAAGGAAUAUAUUGAAGGUCUUAAGGAAUGUGCAUUUUGGGCAUCUGGUGCAUUUGUUCGUAAUCUAUAUGCCAAUAUGUUGGUAUCUGGGAGUUUGUCUUUUCCUAAAUUGGUCUGGGAUUCUACAUUUGAUAUACUCUCGGAGGAUGUGCUUUAUCUUGAAAGGAAAAAGCGUCGAAACCCAGGUAUAUUUUUGCUUUAUGUUUUUGAGGUUUGAAUUGUUCGUUAAUUAACUAUGUCAGUAAUGUAUUAGUUUACACUUAUAUGAAACAGGACUGGUUAUGAGUGAUGAAGAAGUGCUGAAUGCGACAUUGAUUUUGAUAGAUAAUCUUUUGCGCCGUAAGAAUAGUUCCCUGGCAAAUUUUGAAACAAUGCCAAAACCGGUUGUUACUGAGCACACUUUUCAAGAUAAUCAGCUAUUGCAAGAUGAGUUGAACUAUGACCGAGACGAAUUGCGAGCUAAUCACAAUGACUGGAUGGGUAAGUUGACAGAUGAGCAAAGGUCAGUGUAUGAGCAGAUAAUUGGUGCUGUAGAGAGUAAGAAAGGUGGAGUCUUCUUUGUUUAUGGUUUUGGUGGUACAGGGAAAACAUUUUUAUGGAAUAUUCUAUCAGCUGCGAUCCGAUCAACUGGUGAUAUUGUACUGAAUGUUGCAUCUAGCGGCAUAGCUUCUUUGUUACUCCCUGGUGGAAGAACAGCUCACUCAAGGUUUGGCAUUCCCAUUAACCCAGACGAGUUCUCUACGUGCAAUAUUGAACCAGGGAGUGAUAAGGCUGAAGUAAUAGCUAAAGCGUCGCUAAUUAUUUGGGAUGAAGCACCUAUGAUGAGCAAACAUUGUUUUGAAGCUCUUGAUCGUACUUUAUGUGAUAUUAUGAAGACCACAGACGAAAGACCUUUUGGUGGAAAAGUUGUUGUUUUUGGAGGAGAUUUUCGACAAAUUCUUCCAGUUAUUCCUAAGGGGAACAGAGCUGAUAUUGUUAUGGCUACAAUGAACUCUUCUUAUUUAUGGAAGCAUUGUAAAGUGCUAGAGCUGACCAAAAACAUGAGGCUUUUCUCAGAAACAGACGUGCGUGAAGCAGAGGAUAUCAUGGAAUUUUCUAAAUGGAUUCUAGAUUUAGGAGAUGGAAAGAUUAAUGAGCCUAAUAAUGGAGAAUGCAUUAUUGAAAUUCCAAAAGAUCUGUUGAUUACGAAGUCCAAAGAUCCGAUCAAGUCUAUUGUUUCAGAGGUGUAUGGUGAAACCUUCAUAGAUUCUAAAGAUCCUACAUUUUUCCAAGAAAGAGCUAUUUUGUGUCCUACAAACGAAAAUGUUGAUGUAGUCAACAACUAUAUGUUAGAUCGUCUUACAGGGGAGGAAAGGAUUUAUCUAAGCUCUGAUAGUAUUGAUCCGUCUGAUUUUAAUUCCAGAGAUGAUUCGAUAUUCUCUCCUGAAUUUCUAAAUAGUAUCAAGUCAUCUGGAUUACCUUCUCAUGCACUUCGGCUGAAGGUUGGGACUCCGGUAAUGAUACUAAGAAAUCUCGAACCUAAUGAAGGUUUAUGCAAUGGGACAAGGCUGCAGAUAACUCAUUUGGGUAAUCAUAUUGUCCAAGCAAAAGUCAUAACAGGAACUAAAGUUGGUCAGAAAGUAUUCUUGCAUCGCGUGUUGCUUACACCAACAGAUACUAGGCUUCCUUUCAAGAUGAGGCGUAGGCAAUUUCCAUUGAAAGUUGCUUUUGCUAUGACCAUUAACAAGAGCCAGGGCCAAUCGCUAGAAAGAGUUGGUUUAUUUCUACCUAGACCAGUUUUUUCACAUGGACAACUAUAUGUGGCAGUCUCGCGAGUAAAAUCAAGAAAAGGUUUGAAGAUUCUUAUUACUGACAGUGAUGGAAAACCUGAGGAGUCAACAAUGAAUGUUGUAUACAAGGAAAUUUUCCAGAAUUUGUUAUCUAACAAGUUCACUUAGGAGCGUCAUUGAUGGUUUGUUCCUCUAGACUAUUGGUUUUAACUUUGUUUAUAGUAAAUUACUGGUUUUUGUAAUUUGUUUUCUUAUUUAAUGAAGGUGGUUAAGAUACUCAGAUCGUAUUGUGUGAGUCUACACAGGAGCCAGUGAUGAAAUAAGGUACUUACUUAUUCAGUUUUACUAUACUGAAAGCAGAGACCUUAUUUUAUGUCUAACGAAAGCUAUUGUAUUCAUCACUAUAGUUUAUAUGAAACGAACAUUUGUCAAAAGGUAUAAACACCUGUUUGUAAAUCUGUACAACACUUAACGAAAUAUUAUAUUUUCACCAUUUUGCAGGGCUAUGAGCAUGAAAUCAUUAAGAAGAACUACCAUAGCAUGUCUACUGUUCCAAGCCUAACCAGUCUAUCAAACAGUUUCUAUAAUAUACCUAAAAACAUCCUGUUGUUCUACUUAAUUCUUAAGAACUGACCUUAUUGGUAUUUUGUGGAGAUGUCACUCCCAGGCAGCAGUUUCUUUAAAGUCUUCAGAUAUGUCUUCUCCCCUUACUAUUUGACUUCAUUGCAAAGACCCUUACUGUUAAAGAACUGUUUUACAAGGGCUGUGUGCUUAUAUAUUAUACGGCCUUCUUUAAGUAUAGACGUACCUCACAGCUUCAUCCCUUUAGUUUGAGUUCAUAAAGCCAAUCUUUCUCGAAGCCUGCAGUUAUUUAAUGCGAGAUUCAAGUAAGGAUGAGGUUAUAUGAUUAAAGUACAUAAAAUAAUUGAUUCUAAUCUUUGCUUAAAAGGCCUUGAAAACUAAACUAAUAAGGGGAUUUCACAGCAAUUACAAUUCAUCCGAACCACUAUUUGGGCUUCGGAUUCUACAUAGUUGACCAUUAAAUGAUUGUUUAUAAACAUAAAACCAAAUCAAUCUGUAUAUCAUUUCUGUCCGGAUUUUAUUCUAAUGAAUUCAUAUAAGUAAACAAUAAAUUUUGAUUGUUUCAAUUUUAAAGCAAGAAUAUACUAUAUAUUACCUUACUUAAUAAACAUAGUACGAUUAGUAUUGAUUAGAGUUGCUAAAUAAGGGUAUGAAUAUAUCGUGUAUCCCAUCCAUAUCCCUGUCUUGAACUAAUUACGUUGACUAUAGAAAUGAAAUAUUCGGUUCAAAAGAUUAUAUAUAGUAUGGAGUCAAACCACUCCACAUCAUCGCAAAAUUUGGUCAUUGUUUUUAUUAUUCUGUUUCCAUGGAGACUCAUACAGUUUUAUCUCAGUUGAGUAAUUCGAAACGUUUGAAAUCAGUUUGUGUGAAGUUACUCAUUAAGGGCAGCACAGUUGUUGGUACAACGAGAAAGACAUAUCAACUUAUAUUAGGAGAUGAGCAAGUGAGUUCUAUACAUAUUACUAUUUUUUCCUCUUAUUACGUCGAGUAAUUCAUUACUAAUAGGUUUAAUAUCUUAAUACAGGGUUCAAUCAUCCAAGCCACGUUUACAAAAGAUUUGGAUGACUCUUUUGAAAUCCCUAUGCAGGAAGGUGGUUGGUAUGAGUUACAAAACUUCGAAGUUGCGUAUGCAUUUGGUGUGACAAGGGUGACAAGGAACCGACACCAAAUUAACCUCAGUGACUCUUCCAUCAUUUUCAAGAUUCCACCACUCUCCUUUUGCCACUAUUAUCGUUUUCAAACUUUCGAAAACAUACAACGUGGCUUAGCUCACCCAAAAUUCUCUAUUGGUACGUUUUAUGAACUUAGAUUUUAUUCUAUUUUAAAUUACCAUGCUGACUGUUACUUUGGAUUACUUAUGCUUGCUGUCCGUUUUAACGUUUACCAUUUAUUAUCUCAUCUCCCAGAUCUGUAUGGAGCAAUGGUAGCAGUAGGGGAUAUUGAAGAAGCUGAGAUAGGGAACCAUAGCCUCCACUUCUCUUUAGUCAAUAUGGAGUCUGUUUCCUUUAUCUCAUCUUUCUAGACUUAUGGUCACUGUUUUAAGUUUGAACAAAAAUGGUGUAACUUUACUCUAAAUGACAGGUAUGAACACAUUAUCUGUGUAGCAUAUGGAGAAGUUGCUCUGUUUUUAGAUAACUACUGGAACUCAACCAAUGCCCCUGUCGUCCUAUGUGUGUUACAGUUUUGGGAAAUUGUUUGGGAUGUUGGUAACUUUCAGUUCUAAUUCGCGCAAACCUGUAUUUUUUGAUUUUGAUAUUCGUUUAGGCUGAGGUUUACUUUUUGGAUCAUGAUCAGGUGGAUUACAGCACAUAAAAACGAUGGAUGGAUUUUCGAGAAUUUUAUUUGAGCCUGAUGAUGUUCCAGAGAUCCAGACUUUCAGAAUGAGGUAAUAAUUUUUGAUUGUUCAAUAGACAUUAUAUUUAUGCUCACUUUUUUCUAUAUUUUUUUACAGGAUUCCAUACUAUGCCUACUGAAGAAAAGAAUCAUUUAUGAGCUGAGCUGGUUACGAUCUAAGAUUUAAUGCUGUCGUUUAAUUAUGUUUUGUUGCUUUGAAUUAUGGUUUUUGCUUUCAUAUUUGGUGUUUCUACUUAUGUUAUCUUUUAAUUUUAAACGUGAAUUUAUAAUAUAUUUUUCCCUGAUUUAAUAUAUUAAUCACAAAAAAACGAUCCAAACUGCUAACAGCUGAGAAAUGUAACGAUUCAAUGACUCUAACUAUUCUUAUGUAAACUGCCAUGGACUGGAUGUAAAAUCAUUGCAAGUGGACACAUAUCAAAACUGGGUAAAUCAUUGGAGAUAUGAUAUUACUUUCUAAAUAGAGAGGUAGAUAAAGCAAUUUGAAAAAAAUUAAACAUUAUCCAUGCUAGAACCUGAAUAAUUCCAACAGUUGGGAUUGUAACCUUCAAUCAAUCCAGCUUCACGGAUCAGAGUUUUGCAAGAUGGUGAUACUUCGAUUUGACCUCCGCCUUCGGUUUAUAUAGAAGCCAAAAAAAAAAAAAUUAUUAGAUGUUUCAAUGAACAGAACGACAAUGUCAUUGAAGAAUCUGAAAAACUAAUUAUACAACGGGAUAUAAACGAUAUGAAAUUUACCGGACGAUCUACUGCCAAUUGCAAUUCAUGAGGUACCAAACCCUAACCCCCUUCCACCCCGCCUUCUCCUUUCGCCAUCGUCACCGCCUAUUUCUCUGUCCAUUUAUUUUUUGCGUUGGUAAUUAAGCAAAAAAAUAUUACAAAAUUGCAAUUUUUAAUUCAGUAACAAUUGGGCUUAUAAUUUUGUCACAAAAGCCCAAUAUAAAUCUUUUUUAAAGCCCCGAAAUAUUGAUGUGUUUACCCGCUGGUUUCUAUUUAUUCGUUAAAUAUUGUGAAAAAUUAAAAAUUAGACAGCGUGUUAUUUUCUUGGAUACCCUUUAUUACGCAACUUGAAUUUUUUUUAAAGAAUUCUAAUUUUUCUUUUUGAUUUUAGACAACUAUACAAUAAGGCCCAACAACAUUAAAUUAUUCUAUACAUCAAAAUCCACCAAAUAUAAACAAACAAUUUUAAGAAUUAAUGUCUACUACAUAAAGUCUACUUUAUUUCAUUUCUAUAAAAUAUAUGCUUUUACGUUUUAUAUUGUUCAAUUUAAAUAAUACAAACCAUUCAAAAUACAGUUUUAUAAUUUUCCUUGAUUAUUUUUAUAGAUCAUUUUAAUACCAACCUCACCCCGCGCAGGGCGCGGGUCCAAUCCUAGUAUAAACUUAUAAAGCGUGUAAGACAUGAGAAGUAAUCGUCUGUAAUAAAGACCACGGUCACGAGUGUCUCCACAUGACCCCACAUUUCUCCUCCAUUUGCUCUCUGCCAUACGUAAGUAAACCCUACCUUUUUUUGUUAUACUUUGAAAUUUUUACAAACAAAUGAAAAUACAUAUAGCUUCGUUUUAAAACUUCUGUUUACUUCGUUAGCGUUAGAAACGCGUUGUGAUCCUCAUAGAGGACUUGUACAAAAUAAUUUGGUGCAUGUGGAUUCGUUAUCCCCUCUAAAAUUGUAGAAUUACGAUCUCAAACGAUAUUUUUGUUAGCUAUCAUAUUGGCUGGCCUAAUCUACUAGGCCGUACAAAGCAUACAAAGUUAUGUCUAUAAAUCAUUACACUAUUGAUAUGUAUUUUGAAUUAUUAUCAUUAAACACUCUUCUUCUUUUUUUUUACAUCAUCAUAACAAAUCAUUCCUAUACAAAAGCGUAGGGAUAGUGAUAUCUCAUUAUAAAAACUUAGACCCGAUAUAAACUCAAGCAAUAAAUCAAUAAUACUUUUAGAACAUGUUAUACUAACCAAGUAUUAAUUAAUAUACAUGUUUUGAUUUGAAAUUAAGUCGAGCAAACAAUUAGAAAGUUACAACACACACACACACACACAUGAGGAGAAAAAAAAAAGUAGGUUAAACUCAUCACAUGUGCUCUCACGGAACGAGACUCCUUUUGUUGAACGUUACUAUUGUGCAUGAGAUUCACGCAAAUCCUAUGCGACACAUAAAUUUCUCUCUUAAUUUUCAGAAUAAAGGAAAACGUAAUAGUCCACACUGAAUUAAAAGAUUUUUUAUGAUAGUAAUAACUAAUAAGUGCUAAUAACAAAGAGUCCAAUUAAAUGGACCCACGUUUAUAAUGAUGUCUGAAAUAACCAACACCCCACGAGACCCCUACAAUUCAGUCGAAUUUUCUUUUGUUUUCUUAUGCAUGUGAUUUAUUUUUAUUGGCUUAGAAAAAAAUAUUAUAAACAAUUAAUUCAGUACAAUUUGGUACAGAACAUAUUAAAAAUCUCUCGGCCAUGUGAUCUAUACUUUAUCUAAUGUGAUUUAUACUUAUUAAGUUCAUUUGUGUGUAUAUAUUAAGUUUAAAAUUCUGAUGCCAACUUGUAAGCAAUUCCUUAUGGCAUAGUUAAUGAAACUUAAAGUUAAAAAAAAAAACAUACUCGUGGGUAUAAAACUCUAUUAUAUGCUUCGGUUUUGUUAAUUGUAUCUUUUAAGAUUUUUUUCCUACAUAUUAAGAAAAUAAUAUUUUUUUUCUGUUUUGCUUCUAUUUUAUUUUUGUUUAAUUAGUAAAUUAGAUAUAAAGAUAAAAACUAGAUAUUUUGCUAUUGGAAAUAUAAACAGCAUUUAUAAUUAACAAAAUCUAAAUAAUAAAAUGACACUUAUAGAAGAAAACGGGACAAGUAAUAUUUUAAUACAAAUAUCAGAAUUUUCGG